Aedes albopictus (Asian tiger mosquito) is the source of this 598-nucleotide messenger RNA. RefSeq lists its product as uncharacterized. Lineage: Eukaryota; Metazoa; Arthropoda; Insecta; Diptera; Culicidae. The record is from RefSeq and is a predicted model, not a curated record. The transcript is spliced from 2 exons. The coding region runs from base 172 to 465 and encodes 97 amino acids.
CUCCCACCCGGCCUAACAAUUUCAAAUCCCCCAUUGUAUAAAAAGUCCACCAACAGCCGUCAGCAAUUAUCAUUUGUUAUCAUCGUUUGUGCAUUGUUGAAUACUGCUUAGCCGGUCAUCGAGCUCCACCCCGGUCCAGGUCGAAUCAUCUCAAAGUGAAUCAUCAUCAAAAUGUUCAAGAUCAUUGGCCUGUUCGUCAUCGUUGCCGUUGCCUCGGUAGCGGCCAAGGCCGAACCCAAGCCAGAUGUGAUUGCGUACAGUGCUCCAGCGGCGGCGGUGGUGGCCACUGCCCCGAUUGCUUCCAGUGCAACCUUCUUCGAGCAGUCCUUCCACGGAAACUUUGCACCUGUCGUUGCUGCCAGCGGUUAUCCGACGGCGUAUCUGGCCCCUCCACUGGCCUACUCGUAUCCGGCCUAUGAGCCGUUCGUUGCCACCGCUCCGGCUGCUGCCGUCCUGCUCAAGUAGUGUACCUGUGCAGUAAGCCGGAAAUAAUUGACACUUUGGGAGCUGUGAUUAAUCUGAUUAUGAAAUGCAAAUAAAAUGAAACGAAUCUUGGAGAACUCUUUUUUCAUGAUAGAGAGUCCUUGCAUCUUUCGAA